AUGGCCAACGACGAAUAUGAUUUUCUUUUUAAAGUGGUGUUGAUCGGCGAUUCUGGUGUUGGGAAGUCUAAUCUAUUGAGCCGCUUUACACGAAAUGAAUUCAACCUUGACUCAAAGUCUACUAUUGGUGUCGAGUUUGCGACCCGAUCUAUCCAAGUUGACUCCAAGACAGUCAAAUCUCAGAUUUGGGACACUGCAGGCCAGGAAAGAUACAGAGCUAUAACAUCUGCUUAUUAUCGUGGCGCCGUCGGUGCUCUUCUUGUUUAUGAUAUCAGCAAGCACCAAACCUAUGAGAAUGUCACACGGUGGCUAAAGGAGCUUCGAGAUCAUGCAGAUGCCAAUAUUGUGAUUAUGCUUGUUGGAAACAAGAGUGAUUUAAGGCACUUGCGUGCUGUGCCAACAGAAGAGGCAAAGCAGUUUGCAAGUGAUAAUAACCUCUCGUUUAUUGAGACUUCUGCCCUCGAUGCAAGCAAUGUUGAACUUGCAUUUCAGAAUAUACUCACAGAGGUCUACCGUAUCGUGUCUAGUCGGUCGCUUGACUCCGGUGACUCCACUCAAAACCCUCUUUCUGACCGCAAAGUUGUCGAGAUCACAAGAACACAAGAUACCGAGUCCAAACAGGGAUGCUGCUAG
Ophidiomyces ophidiicola is the source of this 633-nucleotide messenger RNA. It is a transcript of the gene YPT31, whose product is annotated as Rab GTPase ypt31. Bases 1 to 633 code for a protein of 210 amino acids. Lineage: Eukaryota; Fungi; Ascomycota; Eurotiomycetes; Onygenales; Onygenaceae. The record is from RefSeq and is a predicted model, not a curated record. Gene Ontology annotation, biological process: exocytosis. Gene Ontology annotation, molecular function: GTPase activity; GTP binding. The transcript has 5 exons. Gene Ontology annotation, cellular component: recycling endosome.